AUGGAAGCCCUAACCCUGUUGGCAGGGAACCAGCUGAAAGAGAGGCUGGCCGAGAACGAGCGGCAGCGCGGAGCGACCACCGACCCGUCGGAAGUGCAGCUCCUCAACGACGAGCGUCUCGCCAUCUUCCUCCAGAACGAGGAGUUCAUGCGGGAGCUCAGCUCCAAUCGAGAGUUCCUCGAGGCCCUCGAGCUCGAUUCGCCGUCUGCCAGCAAGAGCAGCAGUCACUCGAGCGGCAAGGACGACCUCGAGGCCUUCCGCGAGCGACUCCGCAACAUGGGCAAGAGUGAGUCCUUGGAUUUCAGGGGGCAGCAGGCCAGGGAACUCUUAUGGGGAGGCAGUGGUAGACCCGAUCUGCAUUUACUCAUUGAAUGGAACUCAAAACUUAGGAGCGUGUCGCCACGAGUGAGGCAUUGUGAGGAGCGCACCUUCUUCCUGCAAAAUGGCAGUGGACAUAAGGGCACCAUGUCGCAUGGAUCGGCCCCCUCAAAGGACCAUCUCCUGCUCACUUCUGAGCCCUUGAUGGACGACGAUGAGCUCGACUAUGACCGUGAUGACUUCCCCAAGGGCAGCCACAAUCCUCAGUGUUACACAGAACCAAGUAUGUUCCCCAGUAGGCUUGCCUAUAUUCAGCAGAUUCUUUCUGUUCCAUUCUGCACGGAAGUCACGUGGACCCCUCACCUGCUCGGCGACCUCAAGGAGGUGGGAAAUUUGAACCCCUCUGAAGGAAGCAGCUUCUUGAUGGAAUGCGAGUUGGAGGAAGCUCCCCGAUGCUCAGUGCUUUCUUCCCACGAUGGAGUUCUCGGCAUCCUCCUUCAGAUGUGCCGUUCGGCUUUCCACACGCCGCGGCUUUCCACGUUCCCGUUGGGAGCGACUGAAAAAGUUAUUUUCCUAUAUGUGAUAGCCUGCGUGAAGAUCCUACCCCUGCAUGGAGUUGAGGUCUUGUUCCUAUGUGUGAGUCCCCUGCUGCACGUUUCCCCUGUGUAUGAUGGUCGGUAUGAUGUGCAAAGGGUAAUCAAUGUCUGGAGCCAGUUGGGCCAGCCUCUGCCGAGUGAAAUCGAGAACUGUUACUCGCGCCUGGUUGGUAGAAGGCGGCGAAAGCCAGAAGGCGGCGAAGGCCAGAAGGCGGUCGCAGAGGCUGGCCCCUCGGCGAGGAAAGAAUCUUCGGAGUGCCUUCUGCGCCCAGACGCGGUACCAAAGAGAGCUGAGAGUAUUGCUGUUGUGACUUCGUUUGUGGAGAAAGGGAAGGAUCCUCUCCUGCCCCUCCCCGUCGCUGCAGUGGUUCUUCGCAGCCCUGGCCAUCCGCGCGUGAGACACAGAGAAGGGAAGGAGGUUCGUCGCAUGGCCUGGGGACUCGAACUCGUGUGGAGCAUUGCUCCGACGUGCCCUGAUGCAUACACGUUACCGCUCGCUCCGAGUCUCGUGCGACUGGUGGGUGUUCGGUGGUGCGCUUCCAGGCAGAAGUUGGGGCAUUUGGUGGAAGAGGGAAUUGGGGAAGAGGUCAAAUGGAAUGGUCUCAGGGCGAAAGCAGCCCAGAUGCCAAAGAGCCCCGAAGACUUCCAGAACCGAGGCAGCGGGAAAUCGGAUCGCUUCCAGUACGACUCGAAGAAAGUCGGCUUCGCGUACCGGAACCCGCGGGCGUUCGUCGCGAUCGGCACGGCCGUCGUGCUCGGGAUCGUCUUCAGCCGGCCGAUCUACGAGCUCUUCUUCCGGGACCUGGUGGAGGGGCGGCCGCCGGAGGGGACGAAGCGCCGGAUGAACCCGCUGGGGAUCGGGGUCCCGUUCACCAACCCGAUGGACUAUCCCAAGCGGACCGAGGGAUGA
Molecule: messenger RNA, 1824 nt
Organism: Darwinula stevensoni
Lineage: Eukaryota; Metazoa; Arthropoda; Ostracoda; Podocopida; Darwinulidae
Source: the annotation of a GenBank genome assembly